CUCUGAGUCGAAUCUUCCGGCGCCAAGUCUGCUCCUCCGGAUCACUCUCCCAUCCAGCCUGCUGGAAACUCCUGGAACUCUAGGGGGUCCUUGUCCGCCUUGGCUCACUCGCGAUCCGACGGCGCUUCUACUCGGGUGGCCUGGGUGACGCCUUGGGGAGAUGAGGGGAGGAGGUCCGUAGCCGCGGCCACUAGCAGCAGCUGCGCCAGUGUCUAGCCUUGACUCCCAGCGGCUGAGAGCACUGAAGACUGUGGCUCCAGGGGACCAUGGGUUUGCGGGAGCUGCGAAGAGAAGGAUGACCCGCCUCCAGCCACGCGAACCUAGCUCCCGCCACCGCGGCAGUUUGUUCCCGCCGGGCCGGGGUGCGGAGGACCUCUGCCCGCCCCCUUCCUCCCCGCCCCACCCUGCCCAGGGAGCUCCGCCCCGGGCCCACGGUUCUUCCGCCUUAGGCGGCCACCAGGCGGGAGGGACUAAUCUCCCGAAGUCCCACUUCUGUCUCUAGGGGCCCAGGGGCCAAGAUUCGACUGGGUAACGGGUGGCAUCAUCUUUUUCCUCCUGUGCUCUGCUUACUGGUCCCGGGGCAGCACCGGUUGGGUGCGCCCUGCAGGGUGAGAGUCGUAAAGUCUCAACACCAGAGGGCGCUGAGGAGCUGCGGGGGGGGCACCCCUCCCUGUCCGCCUCGGUCCUCCCCCCCUCCCCGCCCGCGCGCAAAACACACUAGUCCGAGAGGCAGCGCGGCGGAGCGGGAGCCGCGGCCCGAGCGGAGCCGGAGAGCGGCGACGGCGGCGGCGGCGGCGGCACCAUGACCCUGGGCAGCUGCUGUUGCGAGAUCAUGUCCUCCGAGAGCUCCCCGGCCGCGCUGUCCGAGCCCGACGCAGACAUAGACGUGGUGGGCGGCGGCAGCGGUGGGGGGGAGCUCACAGCCCGCUCCGGGCCCCGCGCCCCCCGGGACGUGCUCCCGCACGGCCACGAGCCUCCCCCGGAGGAAGCCGAGGCGGACGUAGCCGAGGACGAAGAGGAGUCGGGAGGUUGUUCGGACUGCGAGCCCCGCGCUCUAGCGCCCCGGGGGGCGGCGGCUGCAGCGGGAAGCCCGGGGCCCGGUGUGCAGGCAGCUCGGGGCGCAGCGGGGCCAGGGCCGGGACCCGGGCCGCCGUCGGGGGGCGCGGCGUCGCGGAGCCCGUUAGUGAAACCACCGUAUUCGUACAUCGCGCUCAUCACUAUGGCCAUCCUGCAGAGCCCCAAGAAACGCCUGACGCUGAGCGAGAUCUGCGAGUUCAUCAGCGGCCGCUUCCCCUACUACCGGGAGAAGUUCCCUGCUUGGCAGAACAGCAUCCGCCACAACCUCUCCCUCAACGACUGCUUCGUUAAGAUCCCCCGCGAGCCAGGCAACCCGGGCAAGGGCAACUACUGGACACUCGACCCGGAGUCGGCCGACAUGUUCGACAACGGCAGCUUCCUGAGGCGCCGCAAGCGCUUCAAGCGGCAGCCGCUGCCGCCGCCGCAUCCACACCAGCAUCCUCACACGGAGCUGCUACUGCGUGGCGGGGCUGCCGCGGCCGGGGACCCUGGCGCCUUCCUCCCGGGUUUCGCCGCUUAUGGCGCCUACGGCUAUGGCUACGGGCUGGCACUCCCAGCCUACGGCGCACCCCCACCGGGGCCGGCCCCACACCCGCAUCCACACCCGCACGCCUUCGCCUUUGCUGCCACCGCGCCUUGCCAGCUGUCAGUUCCCCCGGGCCGCGCCGCUGCUCCUCCACCCGGACCUCCGACGGCCUCGGUGUUCGCCGGCACGGCUUCGGCGCCGGCCCCUGCUCCUGCCCCGGGACCUGGCCCAGGCCAUGCAGGGCUGCCAGCCUUCCUAGGCGCAGAGCUGGGCUGCGCCAAGGCUUUCUACCCCGCGUCCCUGAGUCCUCCCGCAGCUGGUACAGCAGCCAGCCUGUCCACUGCACUCCUGCGCCAGGGCCUCAAGACUGACGCCAGCGGUGGUGCGGGUGGCGGGGGUGCAGGGGCAGGCCAGAGGCCUUCCUUCUCUAUAGACCACAUCAUGGGCCACGGUGGUGGCGGUGCCGCUCCACCGGGCAGCGGUGACGGUUCCCCGGGAUCACCAUUCACGGCAGCCGCGGGUCCUGGGAGUCAAGCCCAAGUCUUGGCCAUGCUAACUGCCCCGGCCCUGGCUCCUGUGGCGGGCCAUAUCCGCCUCUCUCACCCGGGGGACGCGCUCCUGUCUUCAGGGUCCUCGUUUGCCAGCAAAGUCGCCGGCCUCAGUGGCUGCCACUUUUGACCGCAGCGGGCUCGGGGUCAGUUAGGCCCUCACUCCUUAACCUCUCUGGGGAGCUCGGCGGGUCCCAGCGGAAUUCAGGGAGUCUAUUUAUGAAGAGUCUCCAGACCUAGGCCGGCGCGCGUGAUCGGGCACAUCAAGCUCCACGCUCAGAAUGUCACGGACAGUUGGGACGAAGCGGGCUCAUCGGCUCUGGGCGAGGUUCGGGUCUAAGCAAUAGGCUGGAAGCGGAGAUCCCUUUUAUGUUGGAGCAGCAAAAUAAGGGAGCAGGAACCUUCGCUUUUCCUCGCCUUUGCGUCUCUCACAGUCGGAGAAGAAGGCUUGGCAGAGAUACGCCUGUUGGUCUGUGGAUCCCGCCAGAAACACCUAUGGCUUGAAAAGUCCCCUGCCCCUCAUUCCUUCCUCAACUUUGAGACCCUGCUUAUCAUCCAAUAUUAUAAUUUAAAGACUUCUGUUAUCUGCUUGGGCUUAAGAGAAAAAUUCAAUUUUUUUUGUUCCUUUCGCUGUUCUUCAAGGAAGCGGGUUUUCUCCAAGCAUAAGGCAGUAUCUACACAGUCGGGAAGCUAAGAGGAAAAGUGAAACGGGGCGGGGGGAGGGUGUCUCCACAAUCCUCGAGUAAGCCGCAGAGUCCAUUCCCCUGCCCCCGAAGAAAAUGGUUUUUUCCCCCUCUGGUGUUUGGUUGCUUUUUAAGGAGCUCCCUCUGGCCUUUCCCAUGGUCCAUAGGUCCAGCAAUCCAGGGCUAGCAGCCCACUUGGCCGUCUGCUCUGCCCCAGACCCUGUGAUAUUUAUUGUAGUUAAAGGCAAUGAAUUUGGGUGGGAGAAGAGGGUCUGGAGAGGUGGGAAUUGGGUGGGCAAGGGCACAGAGCUAUGGCAGGGGGUCCUAGAGUUAUGUGUAAAUAUCUGUACAGUGGGCCGCCCCCUGCAUUCUCUGUCCACUGGUGUGCAUUGAUUUAGACUUCUCCACUUAGUGGAGAGACUCUGUGAAAUCGUCUGAUGGUCUGUGUGGAAGAAACGAAAACUGUCUCCUCCA
Messenger RNA from Alexandromys fortis (reed vole), 3308 nucleotides. It is a transcript of the gene Foxd2, whose product is annotated as forkhead box D2. Gene Ontology annotation, molecular function: DNA-binding transcription factor activity, RNA polymerase II-specific; RNA polymerase II cis-regulatory region sequence-specific DNA binding. The coding region runs from base 803 to 2281 and encodes 492 amino acids. The transcript has a single exon. The record is from RefSeq and is a predicted model, not a curated record. NCBI's taxonomy places the organism in Eukaryota, Metazoa, Chordata, Mammalia, Rodentia, Cricetidae. Gene Ontology annotation, biological process: cell differentiation; anatomical structure morphogenesis; regulation of transcription by RNA polymerase II.